AUGGCACCAUAUGAGGCUUUGUUUGGAAGACCAUGUCAAUCGCCUGUGUGUUGGACCGAACUGGGAGAGGCUACAUUUGUAGGACUGGAGAUGAUUAAGAAAACCUCCAAGAGCAUGAAAGCAAUACGCCAACGCCUUAAGGAAGCUCAAGAGAGAACAACCAAACAAGUUAAUGUGAUACGCCAAAGAUUGUUGACCGCGCAAAGUAGGCAAAAGAAUUAUGCCGAUCGUCGUUGUCGCCCGUUGUCGUUUGAAGAAGGGGAUCAUGUAUUCCUUAAAGUAUCGCUGCGUAGAGGUUUGUCUCAUUUUGGGAGAAAGGGAAAGCUAUCGCCACGUUAUAUCCGGCCGUUCGACAUAAUGGAGAAAAUUGGGGAGGUUGCGUAUCGUUUGGCUUUGCUACCGAGGUUAUCGGGUAUACAUGACGUGUUUCACGUAUCUAUGUUAAGGAAAUACGAACCGGAUCCAUUGCAUGUAUUAGAGUGGUCCGAACUCGAGUUAGAGGUCGAUGAGUCUUAUGGGGAAGAACCAAUAUGUAUCCUAGAUUCAUGCGAUCAAGUGCUGAGGGGUAAGACGAUACUGUUGGUGCGAGUCUUGUUGAGAAGUCAGGGUAGCGAGGAGUCGACUUGGGAAUGA
Molecule: messenger RNA, 633 nt
Organism: Rhododendron vialii
Lineage: Eukaryota; Viridiplantae; Streptophyta; Magnoliopsida; Ericales; Ericaceae
Exons: 1
Coding region: 1-633 (210 amino acids)
Source: RefSeq, a predicted model, not a curated record